Manis pentadactyla (Chinese pangolin) is the source of this 792-nucleotide messenger RNA. RefSeq names its product olfactory receptor 1G1-like. Gene Ontology annotation, cellular component: membrane. NCBI's taxonomy places the organism in Eukaryota, Metazoa, Chordata, Mammalia, Pholidota, Manidae. Bases 1 to 792 code for a protein of 263 amino acids. The transcript has a single exon. Gene Ontology annotation, molecular function: G protein-coupled receptor activity; olfactory receptor activity. Gene Ontology annotation, biological process: G protein-coupled receptor signaling pathway. The record is from RefSeq and is a predicted model, not a curated record.
AUGUACCUGGUCACUGUGUCGGGGAACCUGCUCACCAUCCUGGCCAUCUGCUCUGACCCUCGCCUCCACACCCCCAUGUACUUCCUCCUGGCCAACCAGUCCUUCAUCGACACCUGCUUCUCCAGCACCAUUGUCCCCAAGGUGCUGGUGAACAUCCAGACACAGCACCACACCAUCUCCCACACCAGGUGCCUCCUGCAGAUGUACUUCUUCAUGGCACUGGCCCUGCUGGAUGACUUCCUGCUGGCUGUGAUGGCAUGUGACCGCUACGUGGCCAUUUGCCUUCCUCUUCACUACACCACGAUCGUGAGCCCCCAGCGCUGCCUGCUGCUGGUCACUGUGUGCUGGCUCUGCUCCCACCUCCUGGCCUUCCCACUCACUCUCCUGAUGUCUCAGUUCUCCUUCUGUGCCUCCCGUUCCAUCCCACACUUCUUCUGUGACCUCCCCCCGCUCCUCACACUGGCCUGCUCAGAUACUCACAUCUUUCAGAUCAUGAUGUUUACUAACUCAACCCUGUCGGGUGUGGUGCCCCUCGGCUGCGUCCUCGUCUCCUAUGCGCACAUCAUGCGCACCAUCCUCAGGAUCCCCUCUGCUGGAGGGAAGCACAGAGUCUUCUCUACCUGUGGCUCCCACCUGACAGUGGUCACUCUCUUUUAUGGGACACUCUUUCUGGUGUAUUUCCAGCCCUCCUCCUCCUACUCGGCAGACACCGGAAUGGUGGCAUCUGUGGCAUACACGAUGGUCACCCCCCUGCUGAACCCCUUUAUCUACAGCCUGAGAACAGGGACAUGA